Patiria miniata (bat star) is the source of this 1108-nucleotide messenger RNA. Its product is annotated as perlucin-like protein. The transcript has a single exon. The record is from RefSeq and is a predicted model, not a curated record. Lineage: Eukaryota; Metazoa; Echinodermata; Asteroidea; Valvatida; Asterinidae. The coding region runs from base 266 to 1024 and encodes 252 amino acids.
CGCACAAAGCGGACCUGUUCGCGCGUGCGCUUUUCUGUAUGGGUUGACAGUUUUUGGUAACCGGAGAAAUUCGUGGUUCGAAAUACAUGCACGUUCACAAAAUAAUUACUUUUGUUAAUACAGACUGACAUUGCUGUGUUCAGCGUUAUUGCCCGCCGAAAUAUUGCAGAUGCACUUCAGCAAGACAGGGAGGACUGCGCUCUAAAACCACGCACAAUUCGAACUUUCUUGGUUCUUAAUAUUGGAACUCUCUCUUGUCCAGAAGAUGUACAUUGCCGCAGCUCUAAGCAUCUGCUCGGCCGUUGUCCUAGCGACGUGGGCGUCGGAGACCUGCCACUCGGAAGCUGGAUGUUGCCCACGAGGCUGGGAGCCCUGGGGAGGUUCGUGUUAUCUCAUCAUAAAGUCGGGUAACUGGGACGAUGCCUGGUCCGCUUGCCUCGCCAUGGGCGGCGUCAUGGCCGCUCCACGCUCACAGGAAGAAAAUAACUUCGUGGCGGACAAGGCACACGGAAUGACUGGCAUCCACUGGUUGUGGGUUGCCUGUACGAAUACGAGAGGCACAUGGAGAUGUGGAGGGCAAGAUAUGGGAGGAUUCGUCAAUUGGCGACCAGGUCAACCCAGUGGUGGUGUCCGUGAACAACACUGUGCUGCUUUGACUUCCUGGGCCUACGACAACUACGGGAAGUGGCAUGGCGUACGGUGUAAUAAUAUGUACAGGCGGACCGCUGCUGCGUGCGUUCGUCGCCCAAGCCAACCCCGUCAGUUCUGCCUCUUCACCGGCCGUGACGGACGGCCCGUCGAAUCUCGGUGCCUGCACGGUCACGUCGUCCGGGAGUACCCCCUUGCCAGCGCCACCGUCGGCCUCUGCGGCAGGGCCUGCUACAACGACCCACGGUGUUUCUCCUUCAACAUCAAAAAGUACCACAACGGGGAGACGAUCUGUCAGUUGAACAAUGCCACUAGUUCUGAUGACCCGGUCAAGUUCCAAGACUCGGGCAGUGCCUGCACCUACUUUGAAAUCUAGUCCGUCAAUUAAGUCUAGAAAUCUAGGCUGCUUUUUUGCAAGAUGAGGACUCAACGUCUAUGCUAUUGUGUACUUUUUUGACAU